This is a messenger RNA of Prunus avium (sweet cherry), 2295 nucleotides long. The record is from RefSeq and is a predicted model, not a curated record. Lineage: Eukaryota; Viridiplantae; Streptophyta; Magnoliopsida; Rosales; Rosaceae.
AAGCUUUGGUAAAGUGGAUAUUCAAGUAAACCUUAAGCCCUGUUCUGAUAUUCGGAUAUUUUCGUUUUUCACUUUUCCUUGUUUCUUGCAAGUUAUUACAAUCGAGCUCAAAUAUCUCUGGUUCCUUUCCGUGUACUCUUCUUCUAAUUUCAUUUCCAUCAUCAAAAUUCCCCGACCAUACAUGAUAUUCACAAAAUCUUAGAUAAACCCAUUUCAAUUCACCGUCAGUUUUGCCAAGCCCCUGUUGAAGUUUUUAUUUUUGACCCAUCUAUCUAUGAACUCUAAAGCUCCGAUUUUCCUUUCCUAAUUUGCCUCCAUUUUCCUUCGUUUUCCCAGAACACGUAACGCCCUAAUGGCUGCGGCGCUCAGAUCCAAACCCUCCAGGGAUACUGUGUCGUCUACCGUCUCUCAAUUCAGAUACUUCGUCUUCAAUUACAUGCAUGCCGGUCGAGUUGUCAAUUCUCACUAUGCGCACCGUACCAAAAAUGAAGACUUGUUCAUGAACACUCCCUACCACUUCACUUCGUUCAAACCCGUGGCGCUCAACUUUGUUGAAAAGGGUUCGCAAUUUUUCGAUCGCCCGAGAGUUGCCCAGAAAACUAGCAAGAAUAGUGAUAGGAAUUGGGGACGAAAAUUGAGCAGCAGUAGGUGUAAUAGUGUUCUUUCCUCACAAGGAGACCCACCCGAGGUAUGGUCCGGUGAUGGAAUUGUGGUUCGGGCCGGUCCCAGCUCGAAUUUGGUUCGUGGAGGCGGUGGAGGUGGUGGUCCGAGCCCUGGUUCGGGUGGUGGGUUUGAGUCCAAUUCCAAGGAUGAGUGUUGGGGUGGUUCCAGUUUGGGUAACAAUUUUCCUACACCCAAGGAAAUUUGUAAAGGGCUUGACAAGUUUGUAAUUGGGCAAGAGCAGGCCAAGAAGGUACUAUCUGUUGCUGUUUACAAUCACUAUAAGAGGAUAUAUCAUGAGUCCCUGCAGAAGUGGUCUGCAGGAGAUUCAGGUAACAGCAAAGUAGAUGCAAUGGAUGAUGAUAGAGUGGAGCUUGAAAAAAGUAACAUUCUUCUAAUGGGGCCAACAGGGUCAGGGAAGACACUACUUGCCAAAACCUUGGCACGGUUUGUGAAUGUUCCCUUUGUUAUUGCAGAUGCAACAACAUUAACUCAGGCAGGAUAUGUCGGGGAAGAUGUGGAGUCAAUUUUAUACAAGCUCCUUACGGUUGCUGAUUAUAAUGUAGCAGCUGCACAGCAGGGAAUUGUGUAUAUUGAUGAAGUUGACAAGAUAACCAAAAAGGCUGAGAGCCUAAAUAUUAGUAGAGAUGUAUCUGGAGAGGGUGUUCAACAGGCAUUACUAAAGAUGCUGGAAGGGACAAUUGUGAAUGUUCCUGAGAAGGGAGCUCGAAAGCACCCUAGAGGAGAAAAUAUUCAGAUUGACACAAAGGAUAUUCUCUUCAUCUGCGGGGGUGCCUUUAUUGACUUGGAGAAAACAAUCUCAGAAAGACGCCAAGAUUCCUCUAUUGGGUUUGGUGCUCCGGUUAGGGCAAAUAUGAGGACUGGUGGUGUUACAGAUGCUGCUGUUACAUCAUCCUUAUUGGAGACUGUUGAAAGUAGUGAUCUUAUUCGAUAUGGUUUGAUACCUGAAUUUGUUGGCCGGUUUCCCAUCCUUGUCAGUUUGUCAGCACUAACCGAAAAUCAAUUAGUUCAGGUCCUAACAGAGCCAAAAAAUGCCCUAGGGAAACAAUACAAGAAGAUGUUCCGAAUGAAUGGUGUCAAACUGCAUUUCACAGAAAGUGCCUUGAGAUUAAUUGCUAGAAAAGCAAUAUCAAAAAACACUGGGGCUCGUGGUUUACGGGCAAUUUUAGAAAAUAUAUUGAUGGAUGCCAUGUAUGAGAUUCCUGAUGUUAGAGCUGGUGACGACAUAAUAGAUGCAGUUGUAAUUGAUGAAGAGGCCGUUGGAUCAGAGGCCCAGGGUAGUGGAGCUAAAAUCCUCUAUGGCAAGGGUGCAUUGGAUCACUAUCUUUCACAAAAUAAGGCCAAGGAAGUGCAGAUUGCAACCACGGAGGGGUCGUCCGAUGGAGAGCCUGAGGUGGAGACAGAGCUUUCUUCUGUUGUAGCUAGCAUGUAACUUAGCUUUUUCUUGGAACUUAUUUGUAUCCCAAUCUUGUACAUAAUAAACAUUUAUUUAAUAAAUCAGAUGAGCGUUAUUUAGAGUUCCUGACAAGGGUUGGGUUCAGUCAUGUUGAGGAUCAGGAUGUAUAUGUAUAAUGUAUGCUUCUUUGUUAAUUGGAAAUAGUUAUCAUAUUCAGA